UGUACGCCGACUAAACUCGUUGGUGGUGCGGAGGCGGCGGAGGCAUCGGCGUUUGCGGCUUUCGCUUUAAGGUUUUUAAAAAAAAUACAUCAACAAAUAAGACGCAGCAAAUUAAGAAGUACAACGUCGGGUUGAUAAGGCGCGCGGUGUGGAGUUUGCUGGAGGAGUUGUCAUUCUGCAGGCGUAUCGCUGUAAAUAUCGCUCCAACGUGCCGAAGUGAGUGACGGAGAAUUAUUCCGGCUUCUUCCUGGAUUGCUCCUGAACAAUCCUGAGGAGUCUUGGAGUCGAACACACAUUAGCCCAGUAUAGCUUGUGCCUGCAACAGCAUUCAACAGUGGCCGAGAUACAAUGAACAGAGAUACCAUGGAAGAAGCAGAAAAAAAUCAAUAGUGAUCGGCUACUCAAUGGUGAAGUCAGUCAGAACAAUGCUGGAACAACAUGCGAUGAUGCAUAAGACUGAAGGUGGGCUAUGCUGGAAAAAUGUAUAAAGACUGGUCAGCCAUGCCUCUUUGAUUUUCAGGCUUCCUUCUGGUCACUGGCCAGGGAAGCUUGGCAUACUUGCAGCUGAAAUGAAUUGUGUGCGGCCAAAGUGAUUCUUUGCUUCGAAAAGGGAGCCAAACUUGAAGGGGGGGGAAAAAGUGCAUCCCGAGGGCGUCGAGCCAUGAGGCUGCUUGAGGGAGGUGCCUCCCUGAGGGUGCUCCUGCUCGUGCUGCUGCUGUGCCCCGGGGGAGGGCGAGGUGCCGGGGAUGGAAUUUUCAUCGUUCCAUCCCUGCCGCCCGAGCCCUCUCGUCCCCCGUUCAACUGCAACCACACGUCCAUCAAGCUGGACUUCUCAUCCAGCGUGGUCAGCAAUGAAUACAUCGUGACGUUCAACGGGUACUUCACAGCGCGAGCGCGACACUCCUUCGUGGCGGGCGCCUUACGGGGCGCCGGCGUGUCGUCGUGGCACGUGGUGCCGCGGCACAAUGCCGCCAGUGACUUUCCCAGUGACUUCGAGGUGGUGACAAUCGGCGAACGGCGACGGCACGGCAUCGUCGCUCUUGAGCGGCACCCAAGCGUGCGCCGCGUAACGCCGCAGCGCCGAGUUGUACGCUCGCUCAAGUUCGUGGACGAGUCACCGUGCAACGGCUCUGCGGGGUGGCCCCAGAAAUGGCAAUCUUCGCGCGCCCUGCGCCGCACCAGCCUCUCGCUGGGAUCCAACUUCUGGCGUUCGACAGGACGCCACUCGUCUCGGCGCCUUCUGCGCGCCAUCCCGCGCCAGGUUGCGCAGACCUUGCAGGCCGACUCGCUCUGGGGCAUGGGCUUCACAGGAGCUGGUGUGCGGGUGGCUGUGUUUGACACGGGAUUGAGCGAGCGACACCCCCACUUCAAGAAUGUGAAGGAGCGCACCAACUGGACUAACGAGAAAACACUCGACGACGGACUGGGCCAUGGCACUUUCGUGGCAGGGGUGAUUGCUAGUAUGCGGGAGUGCCAAGGAUUCGCUCCUGAUGCCGAGCUACACAUUUUUCGCGUUUUUACCAACAACCAGGUAUCCUACACCUCGUGGUUCCUGGACGCUUUCAACUACGCCAUCCAGAAGAAGAUCAAUGUGCUGAACCUCAGUAUCGGUGGGCCUGACUUCAUGGACCACCCAUUUGUAGAUAAGGUUUGGGAACUCACAGCUAACAAGGUCAUAAUGGUGUCAGCAAUAGGGAAUGAUGGCCCUUUGUACGGCACCCUCAACAAUCCGGCCGACCAGAUGGACGUGAUCGGGGUGGGAGGCAUUGACUUUGAGGACAACAUCGCCCGUUUCUCCUCCAGAGGGAUGACCACCUGGGAGUUGCCCGGUGGCUAUGGACGCAUGAAGCCAGACAUCGUGACGUACGGCUCGGGUGUACGCGGUUCCGGCAUCAACGGUGGUUGCCGCUCGCUAUCGGGCACCAGCGUCGCCUCUCCUGUCGUCACUGGCGCCGUCACACUCCUCGCCAGCUCUGUGCAGAACCGCGACAUCAUAAACCCUGCGAGUAUGAAACAAGCCCUGAUGGCUUCCGCACGCCGGCUGCCGGGGGUCAACAUGUUUGAACAGGGCCAUGGCAAGCUCGACCUGCUGAGGGCAUACCAGGUUCUCAACAGCUACAAGCCACAGGCCAGCCUGAGCCCCAACUACAUCGACCUGACUGAGUGUCCAUACAUGUGGCCCUACUGCUCUCAGCCCAUCUACUACGGUGGCAUGCCCACCAUCGUCAAUGUCACCAUUCUCAAUGGCAUGGCCGUCACUGGCCGCAUUGUUGACAAGCCGGUGUGGCAGCCCUACCUGCCACAGAAUGGGGACACCAUCGAGGUGGCGUUUUCCUACUCGCAAACUUUGUGGCCGUGGUCGGGCUACCUGGCCCUGUCCAUCUCUGUGGCCAAAAAGGCGGCCGGGUGGGAAGGGAUCGCUCAUGGGCACGUCUCUCUCACCAUUGCCUCUCCAGCAAAUUCACAGGCAGAGGAUAGUAGCGAGCAGACGUCAAGCAUCCGACUGCCUGUGCGCGUCAAGGUGAUUCCCACUCCUCCUCGCAGUAAGCGGAUCCUCUGGGACCAGUACCACAACCUCCGUUACCCACCAGGCUACUUUCCCCGUGACAACCUGCGCAUGAAGAACGACCCUCUCGACUGGAAUGGAGACCACAUCCACACCAACUUCCGUGACAUGUACCAGCACCUGCGCAGCAAUGGCUAUUUCCUGGAGGUGCUAGGGGCACCAAUCACCUGCUUUGAUGCCAGCCAAUACGGCACGCUCGUGCUGGUGGACAGUGAGGAGGAGUACUUCCCCGAGGAGGUGUCGAAGCUGAAGCGCGACGUGGACCAUGGCCUGUCCGUCAUUAUCGUGAGCGACUGGUACAACACGUCUGUCAUGCAGAAGGUCAAGUUCUACGAUGAGAACACCAGGCAGUGGUGGAUGCCGGACACGGGCGGUGCAAACGUUCCGGCUCUCAAUGACCUGCUCACGCCCUGGAACAUGGCCUUCAGCGACCGCGUGUUUGAGGGCGACUUCACCAUCGGCGACCACGAGAUGUAUUAUGCUUCAGGCAGCAGCAUUGCGCGUUUCCCCAAAGACGGGAUUGUUAUUACACAGACGCUGAAGGAUCAAGGCAUGGACGUGCUGCGGCAGGAGGCUUACACGGUGGAGGGGGUGCCCAUCUUGGGUUUGUACCAGGCGAGCGGGGAUGGUGCUGGUCGCAUUGUGCUGUAUGGCGACUCCAACUGCCUCGAUGACAGCCACCGACAAAAGGACUGCUUCUGGAUGCUGGAUGCGUUGCUGCAGUACACGGCGUACGACGUCCUCUCGCCCGUGUUUUCGGAAGCGAAUGGGCGUGGGGCCAUCCAGCAGAUCACUCACGAAGGCCCACUGCCCACGCGCAUGGAGGGAAACCACCUGUACCGUUACUCCAAGGUGUUGGAAGCUCACCUGGGGGAUCCCAAGCCCCGACCCCUUCCUGCCUGCCCCCACCUGUCCUGGGCCAAGCCGCAGCCGCUGAACCAGACUGCACCCAGCAAUCUGUGGAAGCAGCCAAAGCUUUUGGCUAUGGACCCUGAGCCAAUCUCCUUCCCAAACCUGAGGCAGAACCGACCCCAGGUGCGGCCUCUUUCACCCGGAGAGAGCAGUGCCUGGGACGUCCCUCAGGGUAUAAUGCCGGGCCGGUAUAACCAGGACGUGGGCCACACUAUCCCCGUGUUCGCGUUCUUCGGCGCCACGGUGGUGCUCGCGUUCUUUGUUGUCAAAAUCAGCAAGACGAAGAGUCGGCCAAAAAGGAAAAGGCCACUGCGUUUAAAACGGCUGCAUCUCGCCGUCACCACCAAGCCAUCUGUUUGAUGACGUGGGCAGUCAAGAAAACAUGGCUUUUGUUGACAUUUAGCACCUCCAUCCCAGUGUGUGCGUGUUUUACACCACUGGCAGGCAGUGCCAAAAGAAGGCCCAGGACUUCUCCUGCACCGGCAGUUUUUUUGAUGCCACUGGUCACGCUUGGGAUACCGAGGAUGCUUUUCUGCGAUCAGCUACAUCACACACAAUUUAAGCGGGAUGUGCAGGACUUGAGGUUUUUUUUGCGAAUUUGAGGGUUAUUUUUUUAACUGCGAUUUCCCAAGAAACACCAACGUGGUGAAUGAUGCUGCGUGAUUUUGAAGAGAAAAUAGCGGGACCCCCUAUUUCCUUCCAAACGAGGUUUGAACUCUACAGUAAUCGUCCACGAACUCUUGUGUUUACGCUCACAGACCAAACAAAAAAUGUACAGUAUAUCAAGACGGAUGCUGAUUGGUAAUUUUGCAGGAAGAUAGUUAUUGGUGAACAGCUUUUAAUUUGUUCACUGAUAUGUUGCAUUUCUUCACAUUCUACACUACAUUAUUUUAUUUUAAUCUGAAUUUUCAAAAUUGUUAUGUCUUGGGGAAGGAGGGAUAAAUAUGAAUACCUUAAAGUUAAGUCACGAAGAAUGCGCACAUACAAACACCUAAAAUAAUUGUCAAUGUUUACUUUAAAUGUUGCACCUUAUGUUUAUCACCUAAAUUCUCUUGAAGGUAAUCAUUAUCGUACUAAUUGGAAUAUAAACCAUUUUUCAAGCUUAUCCGGGACAUUACUCAAAUUACCUCUAUUUAUGCUGCUAUGCCUGCAAGCUAAACAAAAACAUUUUGUUCAACUUUUGAGUGAGGAAACUUUGUUUUGUGUUCACAGGAUUUUAUAAAGUAGAAUAUUGAAGUUUAUUUCAGUUGAAAAAGUGCCAAAUAGUGCAUGCAUAAUGAAAUGUUGUGGAAUAGCUCAUGCUUGUUGAUGCGUCAACAGAAUUGCUCUGGAUAUUCUGGCUCAAAAUCAUAAUAGUUGUCACAUACGUUCUGUUAAGUUAAUUUUACAAGCAAUUUUUUUUUUACAUCCAUAACUAGUAGGCUGGGAAAAUUGAAAUACAUGUCUCUGCAUUACAUGGCACCAAAUGGUGUUUAGCAGCUUGUGUUAAAUGUUUAUCGUUUGACACAACCAGUGUGUGUGAUUCUUUUAUAUAUAUAAACGAAUUUCUCUUGCAGCGUACAUAAUAAGCAUUAUCCUUUUGAAGAGUCCGUUGAAAUGUGUUUUGUUGUAGUGGCUGGCAUGAGUGAUGUUACGUUUAAGAUUCAAUUUAUUCAAAUUGCGUGGAGCAAAAAUGAACAGGCAAAAAUGGGUUUUCUAAAUGAUGUGCUUUACCUCUGCAACACUUUUUGCAGAAAAAUGCUCAAACUUUUUAAAUGACGUGUUUAAAAUGGGAAAUCUAAAUGGUUUGAAAUGUAAUAAAAGUGGCACGUCUUAUGCAAAGGUGGGACCGCUUUUGGUUGACUUUGCACAACAUUAUUUAUUGCAGGUGUUAAGUGUUCACAUCCGUUAUUAGACACUUUUUUAACGUCUUUUUCUCCGUGUUGUAAAUUUUUAAAUACGAUUUUGCUUUAAUAGUUAAAAGUGAAUGACCAGUGAAAAUGUGGCCGGGCACUGAACUACUUACUCAAGGUUACAGAAUGAAUCUGGCUGCGUAUGAUGUAUGUGCAGUCAUGAAGAUACCCAUCACUGCCAUUUGACUGUGCCUGCAAUUUAAUUCGAGCCAAAUUAAACCAAAACAGCUGCCCGCACAAGGGCGUGAUUCAAUUGCUUUAUAUUGCACAACAUAAAAUAUUUUCCUGAAUUCCCCAAUGACUCCAAAUAACUCUUUUACAAAUUAUUUUCAGACCUUAGAAUUAAAUUGGCUCUGAAAGUUAAUUGUCUUAAGUGAAGCAUCAUCCCAACAUGAUGGAUGUUUUAGCAAUCAUGUGUUCCACCUUGCAUCAGGACGUAUACCGCUAUCCCUGUCAACUAAAGUGAUCAUUAGGUUCUAUUUAAGUCGUGUUGAAAUUGCAUUUAUUAUGACUUUGUUAAAGCUGGAAUUUCUGCGAGAAAUGGCCACCAUUUUAUCUAGAAUAUGGUUAAAAAAAACCAUCAAGAUAUAAAGAUUACUUAACAAAGUGUCAUUGCCACCAUGUAACAUCAGGGGGAAAAUAUGGGGCCACUAAUAUGUUGAACAGACUGCUAAAAAUCUGCAGAAGCAGUCAACUUUAAUCAAAAUGUGGCUCCGUAUUGGAAAAAUUACAGUGCAGCAAAACAGCUGCAUAGAAAUUAACUGGACUGCAAUGUUCCAUAGCUCUAAUAUAGCUUAACACGAACUUGUGCGGGGAGAGUAAUUUUGCAUGUUAUGAUGCUUGUGUAGACAAUGAUGUUGGUCCUGAACAAGAUUCAUAUUCAUUUUAUUGUGGCUUUUUUUUCAAGAAGGAAUUGCCACUUGUGGCCGUAAAAUUUCUACACCUUUUUGUGGAUGUAAAUUGUCAAAUUCCUUGAUAGAAAUAUUCUGGUAUAGUGUUUUUUCAACAUUCCAAAUUUUUGUUGGUGCUCUGGACAUGUCUGUAAAAUUAGUGGGAAACUAAUAUGGUGUAAUGAAGAAUGAGGAGCAUGUUUUGCACUGCCCAGCAUUUGUUUUACUUUUCUUUUCAUCUUGUUAUUUUUCCUGUUGCAAAUGUACAGGUAAAUAAUUGUUUUCAGCAUUCCUUUAAAUAAACAUGGUUUUGUAAAGUUUGAAAUAAAUCUAUAUGCUG
Messenger RNA from Lethenteron reissneri (Far Eastern brook lamprey), 6600 nucleotides. RefSeq names its product membrane bound transcription factor peptidase, site 1 (gene MBTPS1). Gene Ontology annotation, biological process: proteolysis. Gene Ontology annotation, molecular function: serine-type endopeptidase activity. Gene Ontology annotation, cellular component: Golgi apparatus. The record is from RefSeq and is a predicted model, not a curated record. Lineage: Eukaryota; Metazoa; Chordata; Hyperoartia; Petromyzontiformes; Petromyzontidae.